Drosophila biarmipes is the source of this 374-nucleotide messenger RNA. RefSeq lists its product as uncharacterized. The record is from RefSeq and is a predicted model, not a curated record. The transcript is spliced from 3 exons. NCBI's taxonomy places the organism in Eukaryota, Metazoa, Arthropoda, Insecta, Diptera, Drosophilidae. The coding region runs from base 45 to 317 and encodes 90 amino acids.
UUCCUGACUAAGGCUUCAAUCUUGCUACGCUAAUACAUUUUGUGAUGAAGCUUUACAUCGGUAUAGUUCUUAUUGCUGUGAAUUGCAGAAUGGCUUGGAGUGCGAUUCAACCUUGCCUCCGCGAUGACACUCCCAUUUGUGUUGUUCACGAAGAUUGCAGUUACACAUUGUACAACCGCUGCUUAUUAGACUUUCAUAAACAGAUUACAAUAAAUGAAAAUAAGCCACCUUUGAAAAAAGUUUUAUCUGGAUCUUGUCCCAAAGCUGCAAAAACGUGUCCCUACAGCACUUUUUUACCGGGCAUAACAUUUGAUUAAUGAUGAUGUUUUUUUAAUAUUAAAAAAUAAUAUAAAAUAAGAAAUAUUACAAGCAAA